UCUCUCCCCCCCCAACAAUGGCUCCUCUAUUCCUCCUCUUCCUCUUCUUCGUCCAAACGCAUUCCCAAAAUACCCCUCCUCCUCUUCCCAUUCUACCCCUCCCCUCCUCCGCCCAGCUCCAACGGCAACAGUCCGAGCUCGCCCUCUUCCUCCACUUCGGCCCCAACACCUUCACCGAGUCCGAGUGGGGCUCCGGAAGUCGCCUUAUUUUGACCGCGAAGCACCACGAUGGGUUCUGCCUCUGGCCGUCUAUGUACACCAACUACUCUGUGGCGUCCAGCGGGUGGGAGGGUGACGUCAUGGCUGAGCUGGCGGCAGCGGCGAAAGAGGUGGGUGUGGGUGUGGGUGUGUAUUUGUCGCCGUGGGAUCGGCACGAGAAGAAGUUUGGGAGGACGAGGGAGUAUAAUGAGUUUUAUUUGGGGCAGAUGACUGAGCUGCUCACCAAUUAUGGUGAUAUCCAAGAGGUUUUUUUGGAUGGUGCAAAUGGAGGAGAGAAGGAUAUGGAGUACUUUUUCAACUGCUGGUUCGAGCUCAUUCAUCAGCUUCAGCCACGAGCUGUUAUUUUCUCUGAUGCAGGCCCCGAUAUCCGAUGGAUUGGCGAUGAAGCUGGAGUUGCUGGAACUACUUGUUGGUCUCUUUUCAAUCAGAGCUCAGUUACAAUAGGCCACAUUGAUGAUGUUUACAAUCGUGAAGGAGAUCCUUAUGGGCGAGAUUGGGUCCCUGCAGAGUGUGAUGUAUCCAUCAGACCUGGUUGGUUUUGGCACAGCUCAGAACGCCCAAAAUCAGCCCUUACUCUUCUCGAUAUAUAUUACAAGUCAGUAGGCCGAAAUUGCCUCUUAUUGCUAAAUGUUCCCCCAAAUUCAUCCGGUCUCAUCUCUGACGAAGAUCUUCAAGCACUUCAAGAAUUUACUACUCUGCGCAAGACAAUAUUUUCUCAUAACCUCGCUCUAAAUGCCAUUGUCUCUGCAAGCAGCAGCCGAGGAGGUCCAAAUGAUCCUCGAUUCAAUCCGUCCAACAUAUUGGAAGAAGGUAUUUAUACUUACUGGGCUCCCGAUGAGCUCCAAGACUAUUGGGGAAUAUUUCUUGACUUGGGUCAGAUUAUAUCAUUUAAUGUCGUGCAAGUUCAAGAGCCAAUUCAAAUGGGGCAACGUGUUAUUGAGUUUCAUGUCGAUGUUAUAAAAGAUGGUGAAUGGAUAACUAUAACUAAUGGCACAACGAUCGGAUAUAAAAGAUUGUUGAUGUUCCCGAUGGUGAAGGCGCAAUUUAUGAGGUUAACUAUUGACAAGUCUCGUGCUGAUCCCCUUAUUUCGUACCUAAGCAUCCACUUGGAUCCGUUUUCUACUGUGCAUGAUGUAUAUAAUGCUAGUGCACGAUCUUCUUUCAGUGAUAGCCAAUCUACAAAACUGACAACAUCCAGGCAUUCUGGCAAUGCGAAUGUGGCCACAAUUUAAUAUGUUUUUAUUUGUGCUGUCGAUAUUGAUCAGGGCGUUAAACUGAGUUUGUUAUGGAUGGUAGAUAGAAAAUAUAGCCAUCAAAGAUAUACACAAUCAGGUAUGCAGCAGCCCUCUAAAGACACCAUUUGUGAUUUAAUUUUUUUUUUUUCAUAUUGAUCUGCAGCGUGAUCAUUUGCCAGGGGUUGUAUUUGUAUUGAAGCUGUAAGCAUAUCAUUUAUAAUUAUGUUUUAUUGACCCGCAAAAACAAAAAUUUGUUGCCUGAAGGUUUAAACCACCUAAUUAUGUUUGGUAAUAUCGGGAUUCUGGAUUUACAGA
Asparagus officinalis (garden asparagus) is the source of this 1769-nucleotide messenger RNA. RefSeq names its product putative alpha-L-fucosidase 1. Gene Ontology annotation, cellular component: lysosome. Gene Ontology annotation, biological process: glycoside catabolic process; fucose metabolic process. NCBI's taxonomy places the organism in Eukaryota, Viridiplantae, Streptophyta, Magnoliopsida, Asparagales, Asparagaceae. The record is from RefSeq and is a predicted model, not a curated record. Gene Ontology annotation, molecular function: alpha-L-fucosidase activity.